GGCAGAGCGAGAGGAGAGAGAGAGACGCGGCGACGCGAACGCGAACGCGAACACGUCCCAGUCAAGUUCAGGCAGUGGUGUUGGAAGGAGCGUUGGCUCGCGCAGAGACAGACUUCUGUCUCUCAACUUGAUUCCCGUGCGGGUUUCAACAGGAAGACCGCGUGAGUUUCGCCGACGCCGUGGUGUGUUGGGGCGGCCGUUCCAAAGUGCACAAGUGGAAACUUUGAGGAAGUUGUCAACUUUCUCUGGCGCGUCGCGGGCGACAGUGCUCGACUCAUCGUUCUCGGCGGAUUGUGCUUCAAGCAGCAACUUAAAGUGUGAAGGAUGGCGGACAAGGUGGAACCCGUGGAGGCCGCGGUGGAGCCCGAGGCCGAGGCGCUGUUCGGGCUGCUGGACGUCGUGAUCCUCGCCGCACUGGCCGCCUUCGGCAUCUGGUGGGUCAUGAGCAACAAAAAGAAGCAGCAGGAGCAGGCCAACGCCCACAAGUCGUACUCGUUGCAGCCCACGUCGAUGGCAGCCGCCGCCACCGACAACUCGUUCCUGAAGAAGCUGAAGACCUCCGGGCGGUCGCUGGUGGCGUUCUACGGCAGCCAGACCGGCACCGCUGAGGAGUUCGCCGGCCGCCUGGCCAAAGAGGGCAUCCGAUACCAGCUCAAGGGCAUGGUGGCCGACCCCGAGGAGUACGACAUGGAGGAGUUGGUGAACCUGAAGGACAUCCCCAACUCGCUGGCCGUGUUCUGCCUGGCCACGUACGGCGAGGGCGACCCCACCGACAACGCCAUGGAGUUCUACGAGUGGCUGCAGAACGGCGACGCCAACCUCACCGGCCUCAACUACGCGGUAUUUGGUUUGGGCAACAAGACCUACGAACAUUACAAUGAAGUGGCAGUGUAUGUCGACAAGCGCCUGGAGGAGCUCGGAGGCACCCGAGUUUAUUGUUUGGGCCUGGGAGACGAUGAUGCAAACAUUGAAGAUGAUUUUAUCACUUGGAAGGAAGGCUUCUGGCCUGCAGUGUGUGAGCAUUUCGGUCUUGAGACUAUGGGAGAGGACGUCAGUGUCCGCCAGUACAAGCUGACAGAGCACUCCGAAAUUAAUCCUGACCGUCUUUACACUGGAGAGGUUGCUCGUCUUCACAGUUUUGCUAACCAGCGCCCACCAUUCGACGCUAAGAAUCCUUUCCUUGGAACUAUUAAGGUGAACCGCGAACUACACAAGACAGGCGAUCGCCAAUGUAUGCACCUGGAGUUCGACAUUGAAGGGUCUAAAAUGCGCUACGAUGCUGGUGACCAUAUUGCACUCUAUCCCGUUAACAACAGCGAAAUUGUCAACAAGCUUGGAAAGCUCCUUGACGCUGAUUUGGAUACUGCCAUAACUUUAACCAAUACUGAUGAGGAAUCGAGCAAGAAACGUCCAUUCCCUUGCCCAACAACUUACCGCACUGCCUUGACUCACUAUUUGGACAUUACAUCUAACCCACGUACUCACGUGUUGAAGGAACUCGCCGAGUAUACCAAGAACAACAAAGAACAAGAAAUGCUUCGCUUGAUGGCCAGCACAUCACCUGAGGGCAAAGCUCUUUACCAAGAUUGGAUUAUCCAAAAUAAUAGGAAUAUUUUGCACAUUCUUGAAGAUUUGCCAUCGUGCAAGCCCGAAAUUGACCAUGUUUGUGAAUUGCUUCCUCGUUUGCAGUGCCGCUAUUAUUCCAUUUCAUCAUCACCUAAGCUGUACCCAACAACUGUUCAUGUUACUGCUGUUGUUGUGGAGUAUGAGACUCCUACCAAACGCAUCAAUAAGGGUGUUGCCACUACAUGGCUGAGGGACAUGAAGCCUGUUGACCCAGAAAAGAAGUUCUUGGUUCCCGUUUUCAUUCGUAAAUCCCAGUUCAGGCUUCCCACCCGGACACAAACUCCUAUCAUUAUGAUUGGUCCAGGCACUGGCCUUGCUCCCUUCCGUGGCUUCAUUCAGGAACGUGCUCUGGCAAAGGAAGAAGGCAAACCUGUUGGUGAGACCAUUUUGUACUUUGGAUGCCGCAAGAAGGCUGAGGACUAUCUUUAUGAAGAAGAGCUGGAGGACUAUGUCAAGAAGGGCGCUCUGAAGCUUCACCUUGCUUUCUCACGAGAUCAAGCACAAAAGGUAUAUGUAACCCAUAAGCUUAAUGAAAAUGCUGAUGAAAUUUGGCGUGUUCUUGGUGAGAGCAAUGGCCACAUUUAUGUAUGCGGUGAUGCCCGAAGCAUGGCCAAGGAUGUACAUAACAUUAUUCUCAAGGUAGUUCAGGAGAAGGGUAACAUGAGUGAGCAGGAAGCAAUUGCAUAUGUGAAGAAAAUGGAGGCCCAGAAACGUUACUCAACUGAUGUCUGGAGUUGAGCGGUAUUUUGUGAGGGUCUGUGCUGGUCACAGAACAGAAUAAUUCUUGCCAGAACUGCCAAUUUGAUGUCAAUGAAUGGGAUCAAUUUGUCAAGGUAUCUCUCUUGUAUGGCUUUAAGAUUUUGUUCUUCAAUAUUAUCUUUUGUUUAUUUUUUUGUUUUUCUGUUGUUAAAAAAAUCAGUGUACAAAUCUUUUAAUGUUAAAAUUCUAUGACAUUUUAUUUUUGAAAUAGCUAAGUCACAGAGAGUGAGAUAUUUGAAGUUUCUUUUAACAUAUGUGUAUUAGAUAAUUACCUCCAGAAUAUUUGCUCAUGUUUAAAUUUAUUUGACAUUCCACUUGAAUGAUGAUUUUCUAUGUAGGUAGAGAACUGUUAUGCUUACCAUGUUGGCUAUUUUUUUAACUUAUACUGUGUAUGUGUGUAUUGUGAAAUUGAGUGUGUGCUUGACUAUGAGUAUGAAGUAGGCUACUUAUAGCCUUAGGAUGCUAUUCUUCCAUUGCAAUGUGUCUUACUUUCAAAUGUCAGGACAGCCUGACUUAUUGUGAUAUUCUAAAAAAAAAAAAAUUGAAAAAAAAUUACAGAUUUAAUCAAUUGUACAUGUGAUUCCCUCCACAUAGACCACAUGUCUGUAAUUUUCAGUCUCAUUUCAUGGGCAUGGGGGCUUUGAAAGUAUUCAUCUUGUAAAUCAAACUGCUGCCAAUCUGUCCUUCAGUACUUAUGAUCAAGUUUCUUAGAACAAAUUUUUUAAUCAAAUUUUAUCAAUAUCCGUUGUUUUAGAAUUACCUUGUUUAUACUGUGUGUUCCAACAUCGUUACUCUAUUGUUAAUAGAAUUUAUGGGUGAAGCUCUAGGUAGCCUAUUUACAGUUGGAAGAGUACUUCUUCACAAGGUACAAAUGAUGAAAAGGUGAAUGUAUAUAUAAAAAUGGCAAAUGAUAGUUACUGGGAUUUGUCUCAACCUUGGAAGAGGAGCAAUCUCUAUUUUUUUAAGCAAAAUUGGACUACAUUUUUUAAUGGAUUCAUCAUGUUAUUUAUGAAAUAGAACUUGUAAAUCUG
Thrips palmi is the source of this 3416-nucleotide messenger RNA. RefSeq names its product NADPH--cytochrome P450 reductase (gene Cpr). Bases 325 to 2364 code for a protein of 679 amino acids. NCBI's taxonomy places the organism in Eukaryota, Metazoa, Arthropoda, Insecta, Thysanoptera, Thripidae. Gene Ontology annotation, molecular function: flavin adenine dinucleotide binding; NADPH-hemoprotein reductase activity; FMN binding. Gene Ontology annotation, cellular component: cytosol. Gene Ontology annotation, biological process: response to hormone. The record is from RefSeq and is a predicted model, not a curated record. The transcript is spliced from 16 exons.